AUGCCUAAGGAGAAGACCACCCGCAAGGCUAAGGCCGAGCCCCGCACCACUCGCCGCAAGAAGGACCCCAACGCUCCCAAGCGUGGUCUCUCUGCUUACAUGUUCUUCGCCAAUGACAACCGUGAUGCUGUCCGCGAGGAGAACCCCGGUAUCACUUUCGGCCAGGUCGGAAAGACCCUUGGUGACAAGUGGAAGGCUUUGACCGAGUCUGAGCGUAAGCCCUACGAUGAGAAGGCUGCUACCGAUAAGAAGCGCUACGAGGAUGAGAAGGCCAAGUACCAGGCCGCUCAGGCUGCUGGUGAUGAUGACGAGGAGUCCUCGUAA
Messenger RNA from Penicillium verhagenii, 324 nucleotides. RefSeq names its product high-mobility group nucleosome-binding protein (gene nhp6). The record is from RefSeq and is a predicted model, not a curated record. Lineage: Eukaryota; Fungi; Ascomycota; Eurotiomycetes; Eurotiales; Aspergillaceae. The coding region runs from base 1 to 324 and encodes 107 amino acids. The transcript is spliced from 4 exons.